GCCAAACUUACGGAAGAAAGAUUUACAGCAGAACCGAGAGCUGCAGCGAAACCAUAAACAGCUGAGUUAAAACCUGACACCUGACGGCUCUCAUGCAAACCAGGAAGAGAUGUGUUUUUUUCCCGUCCUCCGCCCUCCUCCUUUUGGUAACUAUGACGAGAGGCGGCGGCAGGUGACAGGAGGGCAGAGACGUGUCCAAACAUGGGUGGAGAAUGUGAGCAGGUAGACCGGAGAGUCCCUUCAUCACAGAGACGACUUUAAACAAACCUGCUGCGACUCAGGCACAUUUAAUAACCUCUGCACGCGGACACGGAGCUCUGCAGGAAGGAGACCAGUCGUCCCACCAUGGAAACACAGACAGAAACACAAAGGCCUAAUAAUGGCCAGCUGAUUUUUGUGCCUCACAAGGACACAAUCCGUCUGCUGGAGGUUUACGUCAAGCGCAGCCUCAGCCUAAAUGAGGGGACAUUGGGAGAUAGGAAGGCCGGGAGGAAAGAAAAGUGGGUGACAAUGCCGAGAAAGCAAAGGCGACAUUCGAGCGACCCUUCAAUUCACUUGGGCGAAGGAUUAAAUGAUGAGGAAAUUGGUCCGUUUGCUGCGGUCGAACCUCAAGUAGAUCACCCGGAGACACGCCCUGAGGAAUUAGAGAAACCCGCCAAAAAGUCAAAAAAGAACAAAAAGCCUUCCUUUUGGAAAAGUUUUCUUGGUAUUUUCUCUCGGAAAAGUAGCGACGACAAAGAUGAAGAGCAGGACAGUCCAUCAGAGAUACCUGAGGCCCCUUCUGUGGAAGAGGCCUCUGAGUCUGUCGUCACCUGUCUGCCCACAACUCCAGCCAUUUCACAAAGAAAGAAGUCCAUGGGACGAAAAUCAAUCAAGAGAAGGUUCUCCAAAAGGCGGAUAUCUGUGAUUAAACCUUUUAAAGAUCUCAACGUUGCUGACAUAACCCGAGUGGAAGAUGUGAUCAGCGUGGAACCGACAUUGUCCUACUAUGAGAAAGUGUCAGAGGAACUGGAAAAAAUUAUCCACGAGGUGAAAGAAAAAGAGGAAGCAGAACCUUUAUCUGAUGAGGAAGUACUCAACAGGAUCAUUGAUUUGACAAAACAGGAGGGCGAUGCCAUCGACGACAAGCUGAAAGACAACCCCACCCUGAGCAGCUUCUUCCAGAGGAUGUCAUACUCUUCGUUCCAGAAAUUGGCUGAUGCGUAUCUGGAGACAGAAGCAUCGCCGACCCACAAUCCUCCCACUGUUUUACCGACAGCACCUGAGCUUGUCAAGUUAGCCUUCACACUGGAUUUUACAGCCAGGAUAGCCGGGCUGUCCAAACAGAAUAUAGGUCACAUUACGGGCCUGGGGAACCGUUAUCUCCAGGACCGAUUUGAAUACCAACAGGCGUGUUCAGAUCAUCCAGUGUCUGACAGCGACGACUGAGAGGCAGCCAAAAACCAAAACCGCUGCUGCAUUUGAAGUGUGUGACUUUUCUCAGCGCCACACGUGUGGUUAAGGAUGUGUUGCAAGCAUUUCCCCUUUUUGAAAACAGAGGGGACCACCCAACACAUUUUAUGCUUGAAAACAACAGCUAGUUGUCAUUUUCAAUUGAUUUUUACUGUUUCAUGAUAGAAAACUUGUGUAAUUCUGCUGCAACAGGAUGUUUUCUGAAAAACCGGUCGAAUGGCUUUGGUAGAUUUGAGUAGGUAGUGUUGACUGAGGUCCUUCAUUGGGAGGAUCAGCUUAAAAAGGAAACACAGUACAUGUUGCAAAGACUCACAAACAGCUGAUUCUACAAUGACACUAAAAUGUGAUGCUUUUUUUUAAAGAAAUCCAACAGAGUUCUGCUCUUUCUGCUCAUUGAUUUGUAAUUAACAGAGCAAUGGAAUUAUGUAAAUAAGCUCAACAAUGGUGCAAUAAUUUUUUUUAAUGUGUAAGAUAAGCAAAACCUUAUUUAAUAGAAACUAAACUGAAAUGAUGAUUGAAUGCUGGCAUUCAUGGUGUAUUCUCAAAUUAAAUAUAUUUAAUACUGAAA
Messenger RNA from Plectropomus leopardus (leopard coralgrouper), 2020 nucleotides. RefSeq lists its product as uncharacterized. The record is from RefSeq and is a predicted model, not a curated record. Gene Ontology annotation, biological process: regulation of extrinsic apoptotic signaling pathway. Lineage: Eukaryota; Metazoa; Chordata; Actinopteri; Perciformes; Serranidae.